Molecule: messenger RNA, 6383 nt
Organism: Hemicordylus capensis (graceful crag lizard)
Lineage: Eukaryota; Metazoa; Chordata; Lepidosauria; Squamata; Cordylidae
Gene: OPN4
Product: opsin 4
Exons: 15
Coding region: 492-2096 (534 amino acids)
Biological process (GO): visual perception; G protein-coupled receptor signaling pathway
Cellular component (GO): membrane
Molecular function (GO): G protein-coupled receptor activity
Source: RefSeq, a predicted model, not a curated record
CUCUAUGGUUGCCAGGCCUGGGAGCUGCAAAAGCUACCACAGGCACCCACACAAACAAAGAGUCAAGAUGAUUAUGGUACGACCCUUCUCCAACCUUUCAGUGACCACUUAUGGAUGAAGUGAGGAUUCUAACGUGCAUUACUGCAUGGACAUGUUCAUACAUGACACUCUUAAUAAGAGAUAACAGGGCACAAUCCAGCCACAAUUAAGCCCAUUGAUGCCCUAUUGACUUCAGUGGGACAGUGACACAGAUGUUUCCCCCUAUUUAAAUAUCCAAAAGACUUACAAAUGCUUAGCUUUGACUAUGAUGAACAUCAAGGGCAUGGUCCAGACAAUCUUGUUUUCAGCUGCCCAUGCGAUGAGGCUUCUCAUGCCCACCCACGGACCUCAACUGCAGUAAAAUCGGAGAUGCCCUCAGUGCCCUGAAUGACUCAGAAGCUAAUGCCUACAAGCUGGUGGACCUGACUCCAUUAGCCCCAACAGAAAGAACCAUGCGUAACCUCCCACAACCCUUCCCAACGGUGGAUGUUCCAGCCCAUGCUCACUACACAAUUGGUGCUGUCAUUCUUGCAGUGGGGAUCACAGGAUCUCUUGGUAACCUCCUGGUUAUCUAUGCUUUCUGCAGGAGUAGGGGCCUUCGGACUCCCGCCAACAUAUUUAUUAUCAAUCUGGCGGUUAGUGAUUUUCUAAUGUCCAUCACCCAGUGUCCGGUUUUCUUCACCAGCAGCCUCAGCAAACGAUGGAUAUUUGGUGAGACAGGCUGUGAGCUGUACGCUUUCUGCGGCGCCCUCUUCGGCAUUGCCUCCAUGAUCACACUUACAGUGAUAGCCCUGGACAGGUAUUUUGUGAUUACACGGCCCCUGACCUCCAUUGGAGUGAUGUCGAAGAAGAAGGCUUUGCUAAUCUUAUUAGGAGUCUGGCUGUAUUCCUUGGCUUGGAGCCUUCCUCCUUUCUUUGGAUGGAGUGCUUAUGUUCCUGAAGGCCUCCUGACUUCCUGUUCUUGGGAUUAUAUUACCUUCACCCCAUCAGUCCGUGCCUACACAAUGCUCCUCUUCUGCUUUGUGUUCUUCAUUCCUCUCAUUGCCAUCAUAUACAGUUACGUGUUCAUUUUCAGAGCUAUCAAGAACACUAACAGGGCAGUUCAAAGCAUUGGUUCAGACAGUAGUAAAGAAUCUCAGAGGUUGUACCAGAAGAUGAAGAAUGAGUGGAAAAUGGCCAAAAUAGCUUUGAUCGUCAUCUUGCUUUUUGUCAUCUCUUGGUCUCCAUAUUCUGCAGUAGCUUUGCUGGCCUUUGCGGGGUACUCCCAUGUCCUCACACCCUUUAUGAACUCAGUACCUGCAGUGAUUGCCAAAGCUUCUGCCAUACACAACCCAAUCAUUUAUGCCAUUGCCCACCCCAAAUAUAGAAUGGCGAUUGCAAAGUUUCUUCCAUGCCUUGGAUCUCUGCUAAGGAUUUCUCAUAAAGAUUCCAGAUUGUACAGCUACCCCUCCACCAGACGCCCCACUGUUACCAGUCAGUCCUCUGAUACAAAUGGACUGCCAAGAAGAAACCGAAGGCUAUCCUCUGUCUCAGACAGUGAAUCUGACUGGACUGACACGGAGGCAGACAUCUCUAGUCUCAACUCCAGAGGCGCCAGUGGGCAAGUGUCCUAUGAAAUGGGUGAAGACACUGCAGAAACAAGUGACAUUAAAGUUAAAACAAAACUGAAAAGCCACGAUUCAGGGAUUUUUGAAAAGACUUCUGUGGAUGCAGAUGACAUUUCUGUGGCGGAGGACUUACCAUUUGGAAACUAUGUCUUUGAAGAUAGCCUGACAGGUGAGGACCUGAAUGCUUUUGGAUUGACAGGGGAAGCUUCUGACUACAGACCUUCUUCAGCCCAGAUACCCAGCAUUAUAGUGACCUUCAGCAAUGUCCAGGGAACAGACCCACCUUCAGAAUACAGCUCUGGUCCCUUGUACUCCAGGAACAGUGGCCAUCGCUGGGACAAGGAUGCCAGUAGCCAGCUAGAAUGGCUGUACCAGGGUGUUGCCUUAGCUGCUACCUCAGAAAAAAGCAUGUGUCAGCUUAGUGUAGAAAAUCUUCCAAAACUUCUUUGAAGCAGGAAAAACCAACUUUCUUAUAAGGAUUCAAACAAGUUCGAUCAAAGCUACAAAGAAGGGACUAUUUCUUUUCUUUUCUUUCUUUCUUUCUUUUUUUUUUUUACAGUAGUUUGUUUUUUAUGUUGAUACUUAUUCAACUCUUUCAUUCAGAACAACAACAAAUUAUUCUUUGGAUUUGGAUAGACUGCUUGAGACUCCAUCCAGGAAGUAGUGCGAGGGCAGGUGGGUUAAGGGGGCCCAGUCUGAUCCUCAGAAUGGCCUCUGCUCCCAAUAACCCCCAGCCUUGCCCAGCUCAGUUUCUUUGUCUUGAGCCUAGAAGGAGGCAAUGACUCUCUUUGACUCUCUCCCUACAACAUCAGCAGCAGCAGCAGCAGCAGCAGCAGAGACCCUGUCGGAGUCCCCCCAUUACGCACCAGCUGCUCACUCCUGCCUGUGAGCCAAGAGAUGGGCAAAUGGGAAUGAGCAGCUGAGGUUUUUCAGAGGAGGCAAAGCCCUUGUAGCUGUUCAUGCUGGGAAGGAGGGGGUUGAAGUUCACUUUUGUGUCUAGCUCUUCUGCCCUCAGUUCAGAAAUAUAGCCCCUGUUAAACAUUAGCUGCUGACUGGGGAACUAAUGUGUAUAUGUGUGUUUGUAUAAGCUCUUGUGUUGAAUCUACAGUCAAGAAUUGUUUGUUUAUUCUUGUCCUGCUGCUGUUACAAAGCUACUGCUGUGAGAUGUUUUGUAAAAGGGGAAAAAAUGGCAGAAGAGACAAGGGGAAUAAUUUUCAUUACCUGGUUGUUUGAAACAGGUUGUGUAGGCAAUCCUCCCUUCCUUUCUUGGUUUGGGCUUAUUUUAUUCCCCAAACAUUCCUGCUAAAAAGCUAAGCACUUAAAACUGACAGAGGUAUCAGAUAAGUUUACCAGGAAGCUCUUCACACAGGGCUUUUGAAGCUCUUGAACUCACAUCUCCACUGGAAUGGAAGGGGUGUGUUCACAUUUUGGCUAAAUUUACCCCAAAGUCCCUGUGAGUUAUCAGAGAGCAGUUCACACACAAUUAGGGUUUUUUUUACUGUGCAUUAGAGUGUAACCCGAUUUAUAUCCAGGGUAAAAAAAAAUCCACUAUUUGUGUUAGGGUUUUUUGGACAAUUUUGGGUUCGCAGUAAAGCCUCCCUGAAAACUCGUGGUAAAACCUGCUGUGCGUAAAAACUCCAGGGCAGCUGGUUCACACAUGAGCCUUGUGUGGACAGUCUACACUGCUGCCUCACACUGACUCACUGACAGUCAUAACUGUCGAACAUCCAAGUCCAAGGCAAGCUGGAGAGGCAGGGGACAUAGGAGAGAAGGAGGCAAGCAGAGAGGGAAACCGUUUGGCGACUCAGAGAGCUGUAGUUUAUGGCUUCCCUUAGUCAUAAGAUGCCCCUACUGAGAGAGGAAUGUUAGAGCUUGAAAGCAGGCUGUGGCAUGGGAAAUUUCUGGGAUUACCUGAUUCCCAGGGCCGACAUGGUUCUGUUCUGAGGUGUUCGUAUCCUGGCUCAAACUGCCUGUAGUUCCCUCCUCCGGGCAGCAACUCUGUGGGGUAGAGAGCAGGGAAUUGGUGGCUCCUGGUCUGAGCCCCACAGCAGCUGAUGAAACCAAUGUGUGACUCAAGGCUCACCUUGAUUCACUGCUGCAAUCAGUCCUCCCCUUUUCAACAGGGAUGGAUCUCAUGGUCAAGGCUUCUGAACACCACCAAGAGGCUUUACAGACAGGGCUGUUACCACAAAUCUCCUUCAGAAGAGAGUGUGUGCAUCCACACACCAGCCAAAGUUACCCCAAAGUCCCUUUGAGAUCCUUGGACCCACUCCAGACACAAAUCAGGCUUUGUCUUGUGAAUUCGAGUUUAUCUCGAGUUAUUUCCCGGUUUUUAAAAUGCUGGUUUUAAGCUACGUUUUCUGAAAAGGCCAGAGCAAAUAGGAAGAGGCACUGAUGUAGAACCACUAGCAUGAUAAGAGGGAUACUCUCUUUAGAAAUACAGAUACAGCUCUUUAGUAAUCUCCCCCACCAGGGGCGUAGCCACCCUUGGGCGACUGGGUUAAAAGAACCCAGGCCAUCGCUCCUCAGGUGCUACACCUCGCGGCCCCAACACACCCUCCGUGUCAUUCAACGCAGCAGGGGCUGGUUUAGCUCUGGUUUAGCUCUGGGCCCAGGAGUUAAAUGCCCAGCAUUCUCAGCAUGGCCAGGAGCAGCUCUCUUUGCCUUAAAGGCAGGGAGAGCCACUGUGCUGUGAAUGCAGCACUGUCCCCAAUCUAGCUCCCAAAGGGGGCCGCAAGGCCCCAUUCAGAAGUUAGAUGGCCAGCGCUGUGUUUGCAGCGCGGCCAGGAGAGGCUCUCCCUGCCUUUAAGGCAGGGAGAACUGCGAACACAGCGCUGGCCUGGAUCUAACUACCAAACAGGGCCGCAUGGCCCCAUUCAGGAUACAGACCACACACACACCCGCGUCUGACGUCAGGGCUUGGCUAACCCCUGGGGUGGGGUGAGUGAGGCUGCUGCGGCAGCCAGACACGGGCCACUGCUGGCCUGGCUCCACUACUGCUCCCCCUCACCCAUGGACAGAAGGAAAACAGAGAGGCAUGCAAUGUGAACUUGCAGAAACGGAAACUGAGAGCAGAGGGGAGGGGCUGCUUCCCUCAAUGUCGUGAGUGUGAUUCGAAGUGGCUCCACUCGACAUUUACCCCACAACAUUAAGCCAUGUGCGAAUAACUCCCUGGCCUCUUUAUCACAUGUUCUGCCCAACAUUAAUGGAGCAGGAUGUGGGGAAUAGAAGCUUAAGGCUCACUCCCAUGCCUCACCACAUAUCAAUCAUGUGUAAAUUGGCCCCAUAAUAGGGUAUUUGGGGAGGCAAAGGUUAAUCUUGAAACUAAGUCCAUAUUUGCCAUAUAAUUUUUGAGUGUGUAGGGGUGAUUCUUCAUUAUUAUUAUUAUUAUUAUUAUUUUAUUUUAUUAUUUUUCGAUUUCUAUACCGCCCUUCCAAAAAUGGCUCAGGGCGGUUUACACAGAGAAAUAAUAAAUAAAUAAGAUCUCUCCCUGUCCCCAAAGGGCUCACAAUCUAAAAAGAAACACAAGAUAGACACCAGCAACUGUCACUGGAGGUACUGUGCUGGGGGUGGAUAGGGCCAGUUACUCUCCCCCUGCUAAAUAAAGAGAAUCACCACAUUAAAAGGUGCCUCUUUGCCAAAUUAGCAGGGGUAAGAUUGUAAGAUUGUCAAGAUCCCAGUGUGAAGAUAAUGCACAAUAAUCAUCUUGUGCAUGGGCAGUGUAACAUGUGGAUCAUACCUCUGCAAUAGUUUAAGAACAUAAGAACAGCCCUGCUGGAUCAGGCCAAAGGCCCAUCUAGUCCAGCAUCCCGUUUCGCACAGUGGCCCACCAGAUGCUGCUGGAAGCCACAGACAGGAGCUGAGGGCAUGCCCUCUCUCCUGCUGUUACUCCCCCGCAACUGGUACCCAGAGGCACCCCGCCCCCGAGGCUGGAGGUGGCCUACAGCCCUCCAACUAGUAACUAGAAGGUUCAGUAUAUAUGUUAUACUUAUCACAAAGAGUCAGUCUCUGCAUUAGUCAUCAUGUUGUACUUCUGAAUUGUUUGGAGAUGCUAGAUACCAAUGCCAUGUGUGGGGGUGUCAACACAUGACACAGACGUCCAACCUAGCGACUGGAUCUACAUCUUGUGCAUGGGGUGGGUGGUGGGAAUAAAUCAUCAUGUGGAGGUGAUUUGAAAGAUUCUCUGUGUGAUAACUGCACUGUAUUCAGGGCUUCAAUCAACACAAUGGCAGUAUCCAAGCCCUCAGUGAGUCCUGGACUAGGCACUUGAAGGAUGAGAAGAAAAGAAUUAGCCUUUGUGCCACCAAUCAAAGAUGGAACUACAAAGAAAGCUGGCAUAUCAGGAAGAAAGCAGCUCGAUAACAAUAUGCCAGAAUGGGUCACAGUUGGGUACUUCUUGUCCUUGCAUAAAAGCUCCUGGACCAAGCGUGCUCAAAAGGGAGGUUCUGUUGUCAUGUUCCCAGUGACAGAGAAUAGUCUCCCCUUCAGCUCCUCCUGAAUAUGACAGGAGCUGUAUCUAACGCAAGAGAUAACAACCAAACAGAAAAGGCAGGUUAAGUUUUACUGGCAAUCGGAACUGAGUCACUUUCUGUGGGAAUGAUAACAUAACCAGAAUGUAUCUUGUGAUAUUUCACGAUUUUGAAUACCUUGAUUGAUCUUCUGUACUUUUCUUUUUAAACAAUAUAUACCUAUAUAGAUAUAUAUUAUAUAAAGCCCAAAGCUGCCUCUGUGAUGCCA